Messenger RNA from Paracoccidioides brasiliensis Pb18, 1539 nucleotides. RefSeq lists its product as uncharacterized. Gene Ontology annotation, cellular component: nucleus. Gene Ontology annotation, biological process: RNA processing. Gene Ontology annotation, molecular function: RNA-3'-phosphate cyclase activity. The transcript has 3 exons. The coding region runs from base 1 to 1539 and encodes 512 amino acids. The record is from RefSeq and is a predicted model, not a curated record.
AUGCUACGCUUGGAUGGGAGCACACUGGAGGGAGGUGGCCAGCUCGUCCGAAAUGUGCUUGCACUUUCCGCGAUGACGGGAUUGCCUGUCACGAUUAACAACGUACGAGGGAAAAAGGCACGGCCGGAGGGGUUUAAGGAGUUCGCAUACUGCCGCUAUACGAUCCCUCGCCGAAAGAUUACAUUCUAUCCCCGAUCCGUUGAGGAUGGGAAGGGGGAAGAUGCGUUUUCCUCUCCACAGCAGAAGUUGCGAUUGCAACCCCUUCCAGCGACAUCGGGCAUCCAGUCAGAAUACAAUACAACAUUCAGCUUACAACUCCUGGUUCUAUCUUCCUCAUUUUUCAAGCCCUAUACCUAUACCUUUUUUAUCAAGUUGAACAUCACCGGCGGCACGAACGUAUCCUCUGCCCCGUCAUACGACUACGUAUCUCAAGUGCUCAUCCCCAAUUUUGUGAAUCUAGGUCUACCGCUACUCUCCGUUAAGUUGAACAGGCGUGGGUGGAGUUCUGGCGCGGUCCAGAUAGGCUCAGUGUCCUUUGAAAUCGAACCCCUUGCAGCCCCAAGUUCGAAAGAAGCUGAACUACGCAGAUCGAGUUGUCGCAGUCAGGGACAGGUUGUUGAGGACUCCGGGUCCCGGACAAAAACCCACAGUGAAAUUCCCCCGGCUAUGCAUCCCAGGUUUCCCCGUAUAGAUUUAGAAAAUUUGGACCCUGGGUUCAUAACGGAAGUCGAUAUCACAAUUUUGGCACCGGACGCAACCCUUCAACAGGUCGUAGAGUCCAACCAUUCUAAAGGUGGCCACAAGCGAGGCAAAAAUAAAAAUCAAAGACGAGAAAGCGGGAAUCACUUCCGAAAACGUCAUACUACAGAGCCUGCAUUACCCAAAACAGCAUUGGGGGUGGAAGAAUCCGGAUUUUUAGAACCCACGGUUCCUGCAAACGAAGACUUUGGCCAAGAUUCUAGUUUUCAACCGACGAUCCGUCAAUUCCUCGAGUGUGCAGCAGCAAAAUCAGUAACCAGAGCACUCAAAUCACUAUCCCCUAAACCCAGAACGAAGGGGCAGACAUCGACUCCGGAAAUACCGCUUGUGAAAAUACAUACCACGGAACCAACGCAUGAUGCUUCGCAUAUCUACAUACUUCUUGUUGCCCACACAUCAACCGGCUUUCGCCUCGGCCGGGGGAUGUUGUAUUCCGAAUAUAAAUCGGGGGCAAAGAACAAAAGACAUUACACUGCCAAUCCCGAGAAAGGAAUGAUCGCCUUACUGCGGUCGAUGAUUGACGAGUGCGUUGCAAGUUUAAUAGGAGAGUUUCAUGUGAACCCAAAGGAGACUUCAAGAAAGGGGACAAAAGGCUGUUUGGACACAUUCAUGAGAGACCAGGUCGUAGUUUUCGAAGCCUUGGGACGACUGGACGAAGAGGUAAGAGAGAAAAAGCUCAGUAACCAGAUCGAGGAAGACAGUGUAAGCCUGCACACCCUCACUGCAAUGUGGGUUUGUGAGCAGGUUCUAGGAGGGAAUGUAAAUCUCAAGGGACCUUAG